GUUUGAUGUUUGAAUUCUGUUCUGCUGUUUAUUUCGAAGGCGGCAGUACGAAUGACUCUCCAAAGUGGUAUUCACGCUGACCCAUAUGAAACAUCUAAACUAGCAGAUUGUAAAAGCCUUUCGUAUAGAGCCGUGAAGCUCAUCAUAGAUAAAGAAAAGAUAGUUUUACUUAUGAAAAUACCAUCUAAAGGUUCUUGGGAAGAUGAUUUUGAUGUUGCGAUGGGGAAGCUUUUAGAUGCCAGCUCUCCGUGUUAUGUGUUUUAUCGUCUUGAUUCCGUCAACUCUUUUGGAAGCGACUGGAUUUUUAUAUGUUAUGUUCCUGAAAGUUCUGACGUGCGUCUAAAAACGAUAUAUGCAGCCACUAAAGCAACUGUUCUUAAGCAGUUUGGAGAUAACUUAAUUAAGGAUGAUAUAACAAUAAAUUGUGUGGGUGAAAUGAACUUAAGGGCCUAUAAAAAAAUUAUGGAAAGUAAAACUGCACCUGGACCUUAUACUGAAGCUGAAAUUGAGGUGGCUGGCAUACACACAGGAGAAGUAUGUUGAGAUUUCAUUCAUAUACCUAAAGGUGACCACUGGACUGCAUUCCAGCUAUCAAACAAUCGGUGGUGUUUCAUUCGCGCUUAGUCCUGAUUCUCGCUCUGUGUUAAAGAAUUUUGGUUCGGGAGAGUGUGAUUACGUUCAGUUAGUAAGUUUGGUCAAUGUGUAAAACGUGUUAAGACAGUUAAGAUUGAUCUUCUACAUUCUAGUUGGGAUUUUAAACACUGAAACGAAAUUAUUACAUACUUAACCUAUGGCAUGCAUUACUUGUACUCUGUGAUGAAAAACGUUAUUUUAAGAGUGGUACUUAAGAAAACAGGGACAAUCAAAGUCACACAAGUCGCUUCGUGUAUGCCCAUGUUACCUACGUGCAUGUAAUGAGUCAUAUCACAUCACACGGACAUUUCUAUUUGAACUGAGGUAUUCCGUAUUAGGAUUUGUAUUAAAAACCCAUUCGUUGGUUCUCAACAGAUAGAAUGGACUCGGUGUUCAACAUCUAUCAAUUUGUGUAUGACAAAUUAAACUACAAAACCCUAUAUUUUCUCUGUUAAAUUGUUUAUUAAAUUCAUUUUGUUUAGUUGCUGAUUUUAAACCGUGCUAAUAACUAUGGUGGUAUGUCAUUUUAAUAGAAGUGUACUUCGGUAUAAUUGAUCUGGCGUUUUCUUUGUAUUAUCUCUCAAUUCACGACGUGUAGGUAGUACAUUCUGGUGACUUCUAUUGUAAUUAGCGGAUAAGAAAGACUUCAAAUGAAUAUUCAAGCAAUUAUACUUCCAUAAAAAGUAGAAUAGUUUGUAUUUGGUUUGUUACUAAGCUGAUAGAGGUUUCAUUUUAACUUGGAAUCAUUUUGUCUAAUUUCUCAUUCAUUUAAGAAGCAGAAAUGAUAUGCUUUAUCCCGGCCAAUAAAAAGAAAUGUGAUAUCCUUAGUGAAACUAUCAAAGUUUGCGGGACUCGUGAACAUAUUACGCCAAAACAAAUAGCAGAAAUUUGUCCAGAAAAAGAAGGUCGUUAUCAUCUUUUUCGUUUCCGUUAUAUGCUUGAAGGCGAGGAACAUUCUGCUACCUGUAAGUUUAACAUGCAUUUCAGUAAGUACUUUUUUAGAACUCCUGUAGAAAAUUUUCAUUAACUUUGCUUUUGUUGAGGUAUUCCAAAAUACUCUAUCCGCUC
Molecule: messenger RNA, 1701 nt
Organism: Schistosoma curassoni
Lineage: Eukaryota; Metazoa; Platyhelminthes; Trematoda; Strigeidida; Schistosomatidae
Source: the annotation of a GenBank genome assembly